AUGAACCACCAGACAGCACCGCCAACGAGAGCAAGACCGAUCACACCUACGAUCACACCGCCUACGAUAACACCUACAUUGGUUCUUCUGUUGCUCGUUGAAGUGGUACCGGAGGUGGUGGGGGCUACAUUGCCAGUGGAGGUUGCAGUGCCUAUAGCUGUGGAGUCGGGCGGAUGGGUGUCGGCGAGGGCUUCUGCACUUGUCACGUCGAAAUUAUCUAGUAAGGAAAUGUCAAGAACCACGAGGAGAUCGAAGAAAUCGAGGCGAUGACAACGUACCUCUGGUCAUGGAAGCGUUCCGAGAAAAAAUCGAGGUUCACCACAUACGGGACACUUGGACCGCCUUGACAAAUGGCACAAGCUUGCAACAUAGAAUAAUGCACAGAACUACAUUGGCAUGGUGUAGCCGUUGAAGGUGAAGGGGGUAGAUAAUGGGAACUUGGAUGCAAUGCUUCAACAUACGCGUCUGAGAUGUGUGUAAGUCAAUCAGGUUCACAAUACGCAGAAGUUCGUAACACCC
Somion occarium is the source of this 519-nucleotide messenger RNA. Lineage: Eukaryota; Fungi; Basidiomycota; Agaricomycetes; Polyporales; Cerrenaceae. The record is from the annotation of a GenBank genome assembly.